This is a messenger RNA of Psammomys obesus (fat sand rat), 5467 nucleotides long. RefSeq names its product neurofilament heavy chain (gene Nefh). The record is from RefSeq and is a predicted model, not a curated record. Gene Ontology annotation, molecular function: structural constituent of postsynaptic intermediate filament cytoskeleton. NCBI's taxonomy places the organism in Eukaryota, Metazoa, Chordata, Mammalia, Rodentia, Muridae. Gene Ontology annotation, cellular component: axon; neurofilament. The transcript has 4 exons. Gene Ontology annotation, biological process: axon development. The coding region runs from base 185 to 3172 and encodes 995 amino acids.
GCCGCAGGGGAGGAGAUGGGGAGGGCGGGGCCCUCCUCCCCAGCCCCCCACGGCCGAGGGGGCCGGCCCCGGCCACCGCGGAUAUAAAAGAGCCCGGAGGCCGGGAGCUGCCGCAGUGCCGCCCGCCCCGUCCCGGCCCCGCACUCCCGCUCCGCCGCCGCCGGCGGCCGCACCUGCUCCGGCCAUGAUGAGCUUCGGCGGCGCCGACGCGCUGCUGGGCGCCCCGUUCGCGCCGCUGCACGGAGGAGGCAGCCUGCACUACGCGCUGGGCCGCAAGGCCGGCGCGGGCGGCCCGCGCUCCGCCGCCGGCUCCUCCAGCGGCUUCCACUCGUGGGCGCGGACUUCCGUGAGCUCCGUGUCCGCCUCGCCCAGCCGCUUCCGCGGCGCCGGGGCCGCCUCCAGCACCGACUCCCUCGACACGCUGAGCAACGGCCCGGAGGGCUGCGUGGUGGCGGCGGCGGCGGCGCGCAGCGAGAAGGAGCAGCUGCAGGCCCUGAACGACCGCUUCGCGGGCUACAUCGACAAGGUGAGGCAGCUCGAGGCGCACAACCGCAGCCUGGAGGGCGAGGCGGCGGCGCUGCGGCAGCAGCAGGCCGGCCGCGCCGCCAUGGGCGAGCUGUACGAGCGCGAGGUGCGCGAGAUGCGCGGCGCCGUGCUGCGCCUCGGGGCGGCGCGCGGCCAGCUGCGCCUGGAGCAGGAGCACCUGCUGGAGGACAUCGCACACGUGCGCCAGCGGCUGGACGAGGAGGCCCGGCAGCGCGAGGAGGCCGAGGCGGCGGCGCGCGCCCUGGCCCGCUUCGCGCAGGAGGCGGAGGCGGCGCGCGCCGAGCUGCAGAAGAAGGCGCAGGCGCUGCAGGAGGAGUGCGGUUACCUGCGGCGCCACCACCAGGAGGAGGUGGGCGAGCUGCUCGGCCAGAUCCAGGGCUGCGGGGCCGCUCAGGCGCAGGCGCAGGCCGAGGCGCGGGACGCCCUCAAGUGCGACGUGACGUCGGCGCUGCGGGAGAUCCGCUCGCAGCUCGAAGGCCACGCGGUGCAGAGCACGCUGCAGUCCGAGGAGUGGUUCCGAGUGAGGUUGGACCGACUCUCAGAGGCAGCCAAGGUGAACACAGACGCCAUGCGGUCCGCGCAGGAGGAGAUAACUGAGUACCGGCGACAGCUGCAGGCCAGGACUACAGAGUUGGAGGCACUGAAAAGCACCAAGGAUUCCCUGGAGAGGCAGCGCUCCGAGCUGGAGGACCGCCACCAGGCAGACAUCGCGUCCUACCAGGAUGCUAUCCAGCAGCUGGACAACGAGCUGAGAAGCACCAAGUGGGAGAUGGCAGCACAGCUUCGAGAGUACCAAGACCUGCUCAACGUCAAGAUGGCCCUGGACAUCGAGAUUGCUGCUUACAGAAAGCUCCUGGAAGGUGAAGAGUGUCGGAUUGGCUUUGGUCCGAGUCCCUUCUCACUUACUGAGGGACUCCCAAAAAUUCCCUCCACAUCCACUCACAUAAAAGUCAAAAGUGAAGAGAAGAUAAAAGUGGUAGAAAAAUCAGAGAAGGAAACUGUGAUUGUAGAGGAACAGACAGAAGAGAUCCAGGUGACUGAAGAAGUAACAGAAGAGGAAGAAAAAGAGGCUAAAGAAGAGGAAGGAGAAGAGACAGAAGAGGGAGGAGAAGAAGAAGCUACAUCUCCCCCUGCAGAAGAGGUCCCAUCUCCAGAAAAAGAAACCAAGUCUCCUGUGAAGGAAGAAGCCAAGUCCCCAGCUGAGGCAAAGUCACCAGCUGAGGCCAAAUCACCAGGUGAAGUUAAGUCACCAGCUGAGGCCAAGUCCCCAGCUGAGGCCAAGUCCCCAGCUGAGGCCAAGUCACCAGCUGAGGCCAAGUCCCCAGGUGAGGCCAAGUCACCAGCUGAGGCCAAGUCCCCAGCUGAGGCCAAGUCACCAGCUGAGGCCAAGUCCCCAGCUGAGGCCAAGUCACCAGGUGAGGCCAAGUCACCAGCUGAGGCCAAGUCACCUGCUGAGGCCAAGUCACCAGUUGAGGCCAAGUCCCCAGCUGAGGCCAAGUCCCCAGGUGAGGCCAAGUCCCCAGGUGAGGUCAAGUCCCCAGGUGAGGUCAAGUCCCCAGCUGAGGUCAAGUCCCCAGGUGAGGCCAAGUCCCCAGCUGAGGCCAAGUCACCAGCUGAGGCCAAGUCCCCAACUGAGGUGAAAUCUCCAGAGAAAGUGAAGACCCCUGUGAAGGAAGAAGCAAAAUCCCCAACUGAGGCCAAGUCUCCUGAGAAAGCCAAGUCCCCUGUGAAGGAAGAGGUCAAGGCUCCAACUGAGGUAAAAUCCCCUGAGAAGGCUAAGAGCCCCGUGAAGGAGGAAGCAAAAUCUCCUGAGAAGGGCAAGACUCUAGACGUGAAGUCUCCAGAAGCCAAGACUCCACUGAAGGAGGACAUCAAAUCUCCGGGACAGGCCAAAAGUCCUGCCAAAGAAGAGGUCAAGUCCCCUGAGAAGGUCAAGUCCCCCGAGAAGGUCAAGUCCCCUGAGAAGGAAGAAGCCAAGGCCUCUGAAAAGGAGCUUCCCAAGAAGGAAGAGGUAAAGUCCCCUGUAAAGGAAGAGGUGAAAGCCAAAGAACCCCCAAAGAAGGCAGAGGAAAAGAAGACCCCAGCUACACCAAAAACAGAAGAGAAGGAGAGCAAGAAAGAUGAAGCCCCCAAGGAAGCCCCAAAGCCCAAAGUGGAGGAGAAGAAGGAAACACCUGCAGAAAAGCCCAAGGACUCUACGGCAGAGGCCAAGAAAGAAGAGUCUGGAGAUAAGAAGAAAGCAGCGACUCCAGAAAAGGAGACUCCUGCUAAGGCAGAAGUAAAGGAAGAAGCUAAACCCAAAGAGAAGACAGAGACGACCAAGACGGAAGCAGAAGAUGCCAAGGCCAAAGAACCUAGCAAACUCGCAGAGAAGGAAAAGCCAAAGAAAGAGGAGGCACCGGCAGCACCAGAGAAGAAAGACACCAAGGAAAAGGUCACAGAGUCCACGAAGCCUGAGGAGAAACCCAAAACAGACACCAAGGCCAAAGAAGAUGACAAGGGCCUUUCUAAAGAGCCCAGCAAACCCAAGACAGAAAAGGCUGAAAAAUCCUCUAGCACAGACCAAAAAGAUAGCCAGCCCCCAGAGAAGGCCUCAGAGGACAAAGCGACCAAGGGGGAGAAGUAAGGCAGAGAGAAAGGAAUGUCCAGAAGAGCCAAAGAAACUCAGGGGGGGUCCCAGUACUCAAGGGUUGGUGUAAUAAGUUUUAUCUCUUCCUUUCCUUUCUGUAAGAAGAAAUACCGCUUAGAUGACGGGUCUGCCCUCACCAAACAGGAAUGUCCAUUAGGAUUAAGUUAGCAAGAGAAGAUACCCUGAGCCCUGCCCCCCAUACCCCAUGGCCUCCGCAGGUGAUGGACAACUAUGAUAGCUUAUUGUAGCCAAGCGUGAUGUAUGCUGAAUGCUACAUGAGAAACACUUGAUAAAAACUGCCCCCUCCUUUCCAAGUAAGUGCAUUUAUUUCCUGUAUGUACGACAGACGACCGCAAUAAUGAAUGAGCACUUAGAAAUGCAUUAUGCUUGAAAUGUCGUAACCUAUUCCUGAAUGCCUUCUCGUUUUCCAAAGGAGUGGUCAGGCCCCUGCCCGGUACGCUCUCCUGGAAGAGCUGCAGCAGGUGAGGCAAGGCAAUGGCCACCGGACCAGACCAGGGCGCACUUUCCACUGGAGUCCACUUUCAAUUGCUCCCAUGCAAUAAAACCAAGUGCUUCUAAAAUAAAACUGGCUGUUUUCACUCGUUCUCUUCCCCUGGGAAGGAGGCCUACAUGUGAGAUCUGUGCUGGCGACCUAGGGCAUCAUUCCUUAGUAUGGUCAUGGAUCACCUGGGAGCCUUAGAAACCCAGACUCCUGACUCCACACUGUUGACAUCACAGUCUGAGAGGGAGACUCAGAGAAAGUGCACACUGUGCCAAAUCCCAGUUUACCCUAAUGAACACUGAUGCCAGGAUGCCUAGGAAUGCUGAGUCCCAGGAGGAUGUCAAAUGGUCCAUGGAGUCUGCUUGUUAGAUGAGAGGAACCUAUGAAUAAUGGGGCAUACACGGCUAAUUCAUCUGUUGAGAAGACUACAGCGACAACCUUUCAGCAAUCACUCAAUUUCCACUCGGUGUGCUUCUCUGGGCAUGGAUUUUUGUUUUUCGGUACUUACCCCACUCCCACCCCUUUUGUGUUCUUAUUUGCUUACAUGCACAGGGUGGCUUUGAACUUGUAUUCCUGUCCCUCCUACCCAAGUAUCUGGGGUUUUGUGCACGCACCAUGAUGCCUGGCUCUGGAAGUCCUUUUGAAAGCUUUACGAUCCUCAUACAGGUUUCCAUGGCGUCCUCCCUAUUAAGUCCUUGUGUGGUGGGACUGGCAUGGCCCCUUAUUUUGUGUGUCCAACACAUCUCCCAGGAAUUGCUUCUCUGCUCCCCACAGCCAGAUGGCUCUCAGCUAUCAUGUCUGUAAUUUUCCUUCCUCUGGACACUGACAAUUGGUCCGGAAUGGCCAGUUGAGCCAAUGAAGCUCUUUUCUUGGGACCAGAGUAGCUGGUAGGGAGAUGUGAGUCAGGAGCUGUGGGCAGCCAUGUUUCUAGACCUAUGGUAAGAUAGUCCAAGAGAGCAUGAGAUGGUCAGGGACAAGGUACCUAGAGAGCCAUGGUGGACUUCCACAUGAUCCGUCCACAGCUUUUGGCCAUUCUUUGAAGUGAUAAAUCUUUUCCUUUACCAAACACUUUGGGUUAUAACAGUGCUUUGCAACCAGAGGGCUCUGAAUAAUACUGUGACUAAAAGGGAAGUUUCUAAGCUAGCAACAGAAUAGUGAGACCUCAGGGAAUGAGCAAGUGCCCCCAUCACUAUAUCCUAAAGUUCUGUUAUUGGUCAACACUUGAGGCUAGAAUCCAUAUACCAUCUCUGGCACCCAUCUCCAUCUGCCACAAAGACCGAGUUAUUAAAAGAAUGGCAAGAAAGUUGAGGUUGGUAAUCUUUAAAGGUUUUUGUUUGUUUGACACAAUCUCAUGCAUCCCAGGGUUACUUCUAAUAUGGUAUGUUCCUAGAUGACUUUGAACUCCUGCUCUUCCUGCUUCCUCCUCCUGAGGGCUAGGAGUGUAGGCAUGCACAGUGCAUAUAAUAAUCUGGCAAAUAAUCUCUUAAAUUAUCAAUAUGGCCAAGGACUCUGAAGACCUGAGCAUUAAUUUUCUGAGCUGCCUACCUUGAGGAAAUCAGAUAUCUAUAUGCCCUAGCACAUAGCCAUAUCUGGACACAAAGGGGAUCUGGAAGGCAAGGAAAAAAAAUCAGUACUUAUAGUCCACCAGUCUCAGACUUGCCUCAGACUUCUGAGUGCCAUUAUUACAGGCAUGUAUCACCAUACCUGGCUCUCCCCAUCUGGUUUGCCUAAAAAUGUUAGUCAUCCAAAUACUCCAAACUUACUUACUUCCUUUCCUUCCUUUCCUUUCC